ACCAUAUUAAAGUGCGCUGUAGCUAAUUCUAAUCAAGUAUGUAUUGUCAGGAUUCAUGCAAAUGGCAAAAUCAGUGGCUUAUUAUUGUGACUUUAUAAAUUUACUUGACCUUUUAAAGUUCUUCAAAGCUUAUUUCUAAUUGCUUUUUAACGUUAAAACAUGUCUGAAAUUGGUGCAAAGAGAUCAGCUGAAUUCCAGCAAAAUCACAACAAGAAGUCAAAGACUGAGGCCCGUAAUGAGCAAAAGAAUACUCGUAUAGAACGUAAAUCACAUGACAAAAACUUUGAAAUGAUCACGCAGGCCAAGAAGGUCUGGGAACAACUUCGACGUGGAGAUAUUAGUCGUGAAGAGCAAAAGCAAUUGAUGGAAAAGAUCAUGAGUAUUAUUGGUGGCAAAGUUCAAGAUGUUAUUUUUAAGCAUGAUGCCUCUCGUAUUAUCCAAACCUGUCUUAAAAAGGGCAACGCUGAACAAAGAAACCAGAUAGCUGAAGAGUUGAAGGGUAGAUAUCUUGAACUUGCCAAGUCAAUGUAUGGUAAAUUCAUUGUAAUGAAGGCUAUUGAAUACUGUCAUAAGCAGAGAGAUACUAUCUUGGCUGAAUUCAGAACACAUGUCCGUAAAUUGAUUCGUCACAAGGAAGCCGCUACAGUCAUUGAAACAUUCUUUUCACAGUUUGCCAAUGCUGCUCAGAGAAACGAACUGCUUGCAGAAUUUUACGGCCCUGAAAUGACAUUGUUCAAUCAGACUGGUGGAGCCAAGACACUGGAUGACCUGCUUCAAUCUUUCCCCGACAAGAAAGAUGCAGUUCUUAGGCACAUGGCCGAGACACUGAGUGGAUGUAUGGACAAAGGAACAAUUGUUAACAGUAUUGUUCAUAAAGCACUCUAUCAAUAUAUGACAUUAGCCGACGACAAAGGACGAGAAACAAUGCUGGGUCAUCUCAAAGAAUCACUUGCAGACAUUGUUCAUACCCGUGAGGGUGCUUGGGUUGGUAUGAUUUGCCUGUCUAUUGCUACACCCAAGGAUCGUAAGUUGAUCAUUAGAAGCUUUAAACCUUAUUUGCAAAAGAUGGCAUGCGAUGAAUAUGGAUACCUCGUAUUGUUGCGUUUAUUAGACGUUACUGAUGAUACCGUGUUGCUGUCGAAAGCAGUUGUUGGUGAGUUGUGCAAGAACGCCAAGGAACUAUUUGCCGAUAAAUAUGGACGUCGAUUCUUCCUGUACAUCCUGGCUGGACGUAAUACCAAAUACUUGUCACCUGAAACAGUUCAGCUUUUGAAGGAAGGUGAUAAGAUCAGAGUGAGCAAAAAGGACCCUGAAAUCCGAGCCAAGGACAUCUUGAACGCAUGCUCUCCUCAACUCAUCAAAUUGGUUACCGAUAAUGCAGCUAUCUUGAUGAGAGAAAAGCUUAGCUCCCAAGUAGUGCAGGAAAUCAUGCUUCAUGCCUCUGGUGACAAGACUGAAGCAAUCAACGCUAUUUUGGCAUUGGCUGGAGAAAACAUCGAAAAGGAAAACCACAUAAUAGAAGACAGAUUCGGUAACCGCAUUAUCAAAGCUAUGAUCAAAGCAGAUACGGCAGAAGGCCAAAAUGACAGAGCAUUAGAACCACUUGAAUUUGCACCAAAACUUUUAGAAGUGAUUAAGCCUCAUCUUGCUCAUUUUGCUACGAAUCAUGGUAGCUUUAUUGUACUUGCUUUAGCUGAAGAACCUUCGACUAGAAAAGAUGUGAUAAAGCAAUUAAAGCCCCACAAGAAAGAGAUUCAACAAGCUGCGGAAAGCAACCCUGGUUCCAAGUUGCUAUUAGAAACCUUAUCAACCAAAUAAACUUGUAUAUUUUGUUACACUUUAUUCAGAAAUUAUUGACACACAUUACAUGAUCAAUAACAAUUACACUUUAUUCAAAGUGUGAAACUCAGCUCUGUCACACAUUUCUUCCCUGGCAUUCAUUAACUAAAAAAAGCCCAGAUGACAGUUACACAGUUACCAAAAGCCACACUUUAAGUAUUUGUUAGC
This is a messenger RNA of Rhizopus microsporus ATCC 52813, 2007 nucleotides long. Its product is annotated as ARM repeat-containing protein. The coding region runs from base 160 to 1818 and encodes 552 amino acids. Gene Ontology annotation, cellular component: nucleolus. The record is from RefSeq and is a predicted model, not a curated record. Gene Ontology annotation, molecular function: mRNA binding. Gene Ontology annotation, biological process: regulation of translation. Lineage: Eukaryota; Fungi; Mucoromycota; Mucoromycetes; Mucorales; Rhizopodaceae. The transcript is spliced from 3 exons.